CCUCACUCACUGCACAAUCUAACGAUCAGUAGCAGCAGCACCAGCACCAGGGGCACGGAAAGCACCGCUCGCUCACACCAUCCAUCCAUCUACGCGUCAGUCCUCCUCCUCUUGCCCUGCGGGCUCUCGACUGCCGCAGAAGACGACGCACCGCUGCUGUUGCUGCCGCUGCUGCUACUGCUGGUAGACGAGCCAUCGCCUGAAGGUCCGCUCUGAUCAUCGGCAGCAGCAGCAGCAGGAGGGGUGGCGGUGAGGAGGGGUGGGAGGGGCUGGUGGUGUGGCGGGGCCGCCGCUGCCGUGCUGAUCUUGCGGCACUCGAAGGAGCCAGUGUGGUCGUUGGAGAAGAGGAUGUUGCCGUCUCGCUCCUGGAUCCAUGUGCCCUUCAUGAAGAGGCCCGACGGGGCCACCACCGCCGAGCAGAUGUUGGUCCACUCGUCGUCGUCGUUCCUGUCCCGCCCUCGCUGAUGAGUCACGAAACUGUUGCCAUGCUGCACACACACACACACACACACACACACACACAGAGAGAGAGAGAAUAAGUGGCCCGUCAGCCUCAGGCGGUGGAGGAGUGUCGGCGUGAGUGAGUCGGCUGACUGACCAGUUUGCCAGUGAUCUCGAAGAUCCAUGGUUCGGUCGCCGUGCCGGUCACCCACUUGCCGUGUUGGCUGAGCCGCAUGUCGUACUCGUAAGCCCCCGAAGAGUCGUAGCAGCCCUUCACGCGCCAGUACCCUGCACACACAACACACACACACACGCACACACACACACACCUCUGUGCAGGUGACAUCUGCCGAUCAUUUGCCGCAAGCACCUGUAAGGCUGAGUGUGCAGAUCUCCCUGACAAGGGAGCGAUAGCACGGCGGCGCCGCGGGCUCGCUGUCCGGGUCACAGUAGUGACACAGCCGCCUGAAAUGAUCACACACACACACACACACACAUCCUCAAACUCAUUGCGGCCGUCCUUCUGGCGUACGCACGGUGGCGCACCCACCUGUGGAUGGGCUUCCAGACUUUGGUGUCGGCUGCUGGUGAGGUGACGGCAUCCCUCAGCCUCCUGCAGGUCCUUGCGGCCCGCCCGAGAGCCCUCACAUCCAGGUAUUCGAGCAGGAUCAGCAGUAGGUCGUCCUCCAACUCAAUCUCGAGAGCAGACUGCUCCGCCAUCAUCACCGUUCAUCACCCAAGGCUUU
This is a messenger RNA of Vitrella brassicaformis, 1187 nucleotides long. The record is from the annotation of a GenBank genome assembly. Lineage: Eukaryota; Vitrellaceae.